Messenger RNA from Pseudovirgaria hyperparasitica, 1542 nucleotides. Its product is annotated as alpha/beta-hydrolase. Gene Ontology annotation, biological process: epoxide metabolic process. Lineage: Eukaryota; Fungi; Ascomycota; Dothideomycetes; Acrospermales; Acrospermaceae. The transcript is spliced from 3 exons. The record is from RefSeq and is a predicted model, not a curated record. Gene Ontology annotation, molecular function: epoxide hydrolase activity. The coding region runs from base 247 to 1494 and encodes 415 amino acids.
CACAACAAUAAUCCCAAUGAGGCUUCGACCUAAGGGUGAGCAUCGUAUGAUUGACAGGCAGGACAUUCUCUUUUUCCCAAUGUGAACCUCGGUAAUGUUAGUAGUCUGCACCAAUCGGCUAAUGAUGUCACUUGCUAUGUUGCUUCAAGUUAUGUUGCGAUGACCGGACUUAAUAACUCCAUCCAUCAACAUAAUAAGAAACAUACACUUGGUUCAAAUUAUCAAUCCGUCAGAGCACAAUUCACGAUGGCUCCAACCCCAUACACAAUAUCAGUGCCCGACGAAGCCAUCGACGACCUCAAGCAAAGACUAGCCCUGACCAAAUUCCCAGACGAGCUGGACGCAGACGACCAGUGGGCAUAUGGCUCUCCGCUCGCCGACAUCAAGAGACUAGCCGCGUACUGGAAGGACGGAUUCGACUGGCGAAAAGCCGAAAGCAAACUGAACGAGCUCCCAAACUUCCGGACCACCGUCAACAUCGACGGCUUCGGAGACAUCGGAAUCCACUUCAUCCACGCCGUCAAUCCAUCCAGCAACGCCAUCCCCCUCCUCUUCUGCCACGGCUGGCCCGGCUCCUUCCUCGAAGUAACCAAACUCCUCCCCCUCCUCCACGGCACCCCCACCACCCCAGCCUUCACCAUCAUCGCCCCCUCCCUCCCCAACUACGGCUUCUCCGACCGCACCACCACCCCGGGCUUCGCCCUCGCCCAAUACGCCGAAACAUGCCACAAACUCAUGCUCCAGCUCGGCUACCCGCACUACGCCACCCAAGGCGGCGACUGGGGCUUCUACAUCACCCGCACCAUGGGCGCCCUCUACCCCGCCUCCGUCCUCGCCUCCCACAUCAACAUGAUCCGUCCCGCCGGGCCCCCAACCCUCACAUCCAACCCCUUGCUCGCCCUCCAGCACGCUCUCACGCCCUACACCCCCGCCGAACACCGCGGUCUCGAGCGCAGCAAAUGGUUCGAGCGCGAAGGCAGCGCGUAUAACCGCCUUCAAGCCACGCGGCCGCAGACGCUCGGCUACGCGCUGUCCGAUAGCCCCGUCGCGCUGCUGGCGUGGAUAUACGAGAAGCUGCAUGACUGGACGGAUGGGUACGCCUGGACGGACGAGGAGGUGCUGACGUGGAUUGCGAUAUAUUGGUUUAGUAGCGCGGGCCCGGCGGCGAAUGUGCGGAUUUAUUAUGAGGCUAGGCAUACGGAUCGGGCGGCGCGCGGGUCGCGGCAGAGGGCGCAUGGGUAUGUUGGUGGGGUGAAGUUGGGGUUGGCGUAUUUUCCGAAGGAGUUGGGGUUGUGGCCGAGGACGUGGGGGAGGACGAUGGGGCCUGUGGUGUAUGAGAGCGAGAAUGAUAGUGGUGGUCACUUUGCGGCGUGGGAACGACCGCAUGUCAUUGCGACGGAUCUGCAGAAAAUGUUUGGCAAAGGGGGCCCAUGCUAUAAGCUUAUCAAGGGGAGGAGUGGGUAUGAUAGCACGACGGCUAGAGCUAAUCUAUAAGGGAGGAAUGUACAUGUACAUCUGCAGGUAGUAUAAGCAAUACAGGAG